GUAUGAUGUAAACCUCAUCAAUGCGUAACGUAAUGUCGCAUCAUAUCCCUUCAACAACAUCUUUUAACCAUCAAGUGUCGACGUGCAUCCCUUGACCAAGUUUGCAUACAUGAGGUUGAUAUCAUAAGACUUGGAAGGCAGCGCCUUGAGCAAUACUCUUUGUCUGAUAACCUAGAAUACAUGUCCAAAGAAGUUGCACGACUCUACUGCAAUGUAUCAGCAGAGGAAAGGAUGAGUCUUUAUGAGCAGAAGACAAUCCGUGAUGAUAGUAACAUUGAUCAUCAAAGCAGUUUAUCAUUUCAAAAUGAGUAUCACAAGAUCGGCUCUUUGAACAGCAGACAAGAAACUGCUGGAGGGUGUCAUGUAAGAUUUCUGAGUGAAAGCCUGUGUUUUAAUCUUCAAUCAGAACCAGCCAAACAGGAAAUGGAGCGGACUGGAAUGCCGAAGUGGGGAGUAGUUAAGAAAUGGUGGCGAAAAGUGUUUAUUCAUCAACUAAACAACCAGACUUUAUAUCAAGACCAAAUUCAGAGCGUUACAAACGCUGCUAAUCUUUACUGUUUACUUUAACUGUCUGUUCACAUCCGGGUUGUGAUUGUAAAUCUGCCAUGUUAUUGCUGGCUCACUGACUAGCCAUUACAAUACAAUUACUUGAAGAAAUCUUAUUCGAAGGAAGGCGGAAAUAACAGCCAAAAGAAAAGGAAAAA
Messenger RNA from Octopus bimaculoides (California two-spot octopus), 704 nucleotides. RefSeq lists its product as uncharacterized. Lineage: Eukaryota; Metazoa; Mollusca; Cephalopoda; Octopoda; Octopodidae. The record is from RefSeq and is a predicted model, not a curated record.